Microcebus murinus (gray mouse lemur) is the source of this 8381-nucleotide messenger RNA. Lineage: Eukaryota; Metazoa; Chordata; Mammalia; Primates; Cheirogaleidae. The record is from RefSeq and is a predicted model, not a curated record.
CGGGGCCCGGAGCCGAGCGGGACGCGCGGCGACCGCCGUCGGGGCCAACCGCCAGGGUUUCGCCCGGCGCCGGCUGCAGCCGCCCCCGCCCCAGCGUGGCGGCCCGGCUCCCUCUAGUCCCGUCGCCGCCGCCCAGAACCCAGCGGCCCGGCCAGAGCCGCGGACGCCGCGACGCCGGCGUUGACGGCGGCUGCGACAGCCUCGGGAGCGCGUGAGGCUCCGGGGUCGCGGCGGCGAUUGGCCGGCCGCGGCGCCCGCUCCCAGAAUGCAGCGCAUGGCGCGUCAUUGAAGAGAGACCAUGAUGGCGGCGGCGCUGGGGCCCCCAGAAGUGAUCGCUCAGCUGGAGAACGCGGCCAAAGUUCUGAUGGCACCACCUUCCAUGGUCAAUAAUGAACAACGCCAGCAUGCAGAGCACAUAUUCUUAUCAUUUAGGAAAUCAAAAUCACCAUUUGCAGUUUGUAAGCAUAUUUUGGUUCUUCAUGCUUUGGAAGUAACAGUUGAAGAGAGGUGAGGAAAGUUUGUGAAAAUUGUGAUCGGUGAUUAGCUGCCACCUGCCUGAGGUGUCUUCUGAGAGGAACUAACCUCUUUGUGGUGCUAGAGCAAGGUCACUGGAUAAAAAAAAGAACAGAAACUAGUAAAGUGGACUAUGUCCUUUUUCAAGCUGCCACAGCCAUAAUGGAAGCAGUUGUCCGAGAGUGGAUUCUCUUGGAAAAAGGUAGCAUCGAGUCGCUGAGAACAUUCCUUUUAACCUAUGUCUUACAAAGGCCCAACCUCCAAAAGUAUGUUCGGGAACAGAUUCUACUAGCAGUAGCAGUAAUUGUAAAGCGAGGAUCAUUAGAUAAAUCAAUUGACUGCAAAAGCAUUUUUCAUGAAGUCAGCCAGUUGAUAAGUAGUGGCAAUCCCACUGUGCAAACUCUGGCCUGUUCUAUUCUAACUGCACUAUUAAGUGAAUUUUCAAGUUCAAGUAAAACUAGCAACAUUGGAUUGAGUAUGGAAUUCCAUGGUAACUGCAAAAGAGUUUUUCAGGAAGAAGACCUUCGUCAGAUCUUCAUGUUAACUGUUGAAGUUCUGCAGGAGUUUAGCAGGCGGGAAAACCUGAAUGCACAGAUGUCUUCAGUAUUUCAGCGUUACCUUGCACUCGCCAAUCAAGUCUUGAGCUGGAACUUUCUUCCUCCAAAUUUGGGCAGACAUUAUAUAGCUAUGUUUGAAUCCUCACAAAAUGUGCUAUUGAAGCCAACAGAGUCCUGGCGGGAGACUCUUCUGGACAGCAGAGUUAUGGAGCUUUUCUUCACAGUACAUCGAAAAAUCAGAGAAGAUUCAGAUAUGGCACAAGAUUCUCUGCAGUGCCUUGCCCAGUUAGCUUCUCUCCACGGACCCAUCUUCCCUGAUGAAGGAUCACAAAUUGAUUAUCUAGCACACUUCAUUGAGGGAUUACUGAAUACUAUCAAUGGAAUUGAAAUAGAAGAUUCUGAAGCUGUGGGAAUCUCCAGCAUUAUAAGCAACUUGAUAACUGUGUUCCCUCGAAAUGUUUUAACUGCCAUUCCAAAUGAACUUUUCUCCUCCUUUGUUAACUGCCUCACACACCUCACUUGUUCUUUUGGGCGAAGUGCUGCGUUGGAAGAAGUGCUUGAUAAAGAUGACAUGGUAUACAUGGAAGCAUAUGAUAAAUUGCUGGAGUCCUGGCUAACUUUGGUCCAAGAUGACAAACAUUUCCAUAAAGGCUUUUUUACCCAACAUGCAGUUCAAGUUUUCAAUUCCUAUAUUCAGUGCCACCUAGCAGCUCCAGAUGGCACAAGGAAUUUGACUGCCAAUGGUGUGGCCUCUCGGGAGGAAGAAGAAAUAAGUGAACUUCAAGAGGAUGAUCGAGACCAGUUUUCUGAUCAACUAGCCAGUGUAGGAAUGCUAGGAAGAAUUGCUGCAGAACACUGUAUACCUCUUCUGACAAGUUUAUUAGAAGAAAGAGUAACAAGACUCCAUGGUCAGUUACAACGACAUCAGCAACAACUACUUGCUUCACCUGGGUCAAGCACUAUUGAUAACAAAAUGCUUGAUGAUCUCUAUGAAGAUAUUCACUGGCUUAUUUUAGUUACAGGCUACCUCUUAGCUGAUGAUACUCAGGGAGAGACUCCGCUAAUACCUCCAGAAAUAAUGGAAUAUUCCAUUAAGCAUUCAUCUGAAGUUGACAUUAAUACAACACUUCAAAUUUUGGGAUCUCCAGGAGAAAAGGCUUCUUCCAUCCCAGGGUACAACAGAACAGAUUCUGUGAUUAGGCUGUUAUCUGCCAUUCUGAGAGUUUCAGAAGUUGAAUCUCGUGCAAUAAGAGCAGAUCUCACACAUCUACUAAGCCCCCAAAUGGGCAAAGAUAUUGUUUGGUUUUUAAAACGCUGGGCAAAGACUUAUCUUCUGGUGGAUGAAAAACUAUAUGAUCAGAUAAGUCUGCCAUUCAGUACAGCAUUUGGAGCAGAUACGGAGGGUUCUCAGUGGAUUAUUGGCUACCUCUUACAAAAAGUCAUCAGUAACCUCUCGGUCUGGAGCAGUGAGCAGGACCUGGCAAAUGACACUGUGCAGCUCCUUGUGACUUUGGUGGAAAGAAGGGAAAGGGCAAACUUAGUAAUUCAGUGUGAAAACUGGUGGAACUUAGCUAAACAGUUUGCAAGCCGAAGCCCACCUCUUAAUUUCUUGUCAAGUCCCGUGCAGAGAACACUGAUGAAGGCUCUAGUCUUAGGAGGUUUCGCACAUAUGGACACAGAAACGAAACAACAGUAUUGGACAGAGGUCCUUCAGCCACUUCAGCAGCGAUUCUUAAGAGUGAUAAACCAAGAAAACUUUCAGCAGAUGUGUCAGCAAGAAGAAGUCAAGCAGGAAAUCACCGCCACACUGGAGGCGCUGUGUGGCAUUGCCGAGGCCACCCAGAUCGAUAACGUAGCAAUCCUUUUCAAUUUUUUAAUGGACUUUCUUACCAAUUGCAUUGGGUUGAUGGAAGUUUACAAAAAUACCCCAGAGACUGUCAAUCUCAUUAUAGAAGUUUUUGUUGAAGUUGCACAUAAACAGAUAUGUUAUCUUGGAGAGUCCAAAGCUAUGAACUUAUAUGAAGCCUGCCUUACUUUGUUGCAAGUAUAUUCUAAGAAUAAUUUAGGGCGGCAAAGAAUAGAUGUUACAGCGGAAGAAGAGCAAUACCAAGACCUACUUCUCAUUAUGGAACUUCUUACUAAUCUUCUGUCAAAAGAAUUCAUAGAUUUCAGUGACACAGAUGAAGUGUUUAGAGGACAUGAGCCGGGUCAAACAGCAAACAGAUCCGUAUCAGCAGCGGAUGUAGUUUUAUAUGGAGUAAAUCUAAUUCUGCCCUUGAUGUCACAAGAUCUUCUGAAGUUUCCAACUCUUUGUAAUCAAUACUACAAAUUAAUCACAUUUAUCUGUGAGAUUUUUCCUGAAAAAAUACCGCAGCUUCCUGAGGAUCUGUUCAAAAGUCUGAUGUACUCCCUAGAAUUAGGAAUGACAUCAAUGAGUUCGGAGGUUUGCCAGCUUUGCCUGGAGGCCUUGACACCGUUAGCUGAACAGUGUGCAAAAGCACAGGAAACAGAUUCACCACUUUUUCUAGCAACACGGCACUUUCUUAAGCUGGUUUUUGAUAUGCUGGUUUUGCAAAAGCACAACACAGAGAUGACCACUGCGGCCGGCGAAGCUUUCUACACAUUGGUGUGUUUGCACCAGGCUGAAUAUUCCGAACUAGUCGAAACAUUACUGUCAAGUCAACAAGACCCUGUUAUUUACCAGAGAUUAGCAGAUGCCUUCAACAAGCUCACUGCAAGUAGCACUCCUCCUACGCUGGAUCGGAAGCAGAAGAUGGCCUUCCUGAAGAGUUUAGAAGAAUUUAUGGCAAAUGUUGGUGGUCUCCUUUGUGUAAAAUAAACAACAAAACUUUAUGCUUAAUUUAGAUCCUUUCUGCAAAGUGCACUGAAUUGCUGAAAGUUGACUUGAGUCUUGUCCUGUUCCUCAGUUCAUUUGGCCAUUUUAGAUUUUGGAGAGCCUGAAACUUCGAUAUAUAAUACAGUGAAACAGGAGAGGCCAACCAACUUUGAGUCAGCUGUUAGUGUUAGCCACAGUCUGUCAUAUGUAUGUCUCCUUUGUUUUGAAUGGUGAUUUAAAAUUUUCAAAAUGAUAUUCCAUAUAUAUGUGCAGAUAUGGGCACCAUGAAAUACAUAUUCAGUGCCUUUCCCCCUUUUAUCAAAACAUAGGUGGCUAGCCAAAGUUUAGAAUUUUUGUCAUUAAAUAUUAGGUGGAUAUAUGCUAGGCAAUGUUUCUUGAAAUGUUGUCCAUAGAUCACCUGCAUCACCUGAGGAGCUGAUUGAAAAGGUAGAGUCCUAGGCCCAACUGUAGACCUUCAGAGUCAGAGUUUCUAGUUGUUGGACCCUGGAGUCUUCAUUUUAAUAAGCUGCUCCCUUCCAUCACCCCAAACGUUUUGCAUCAACACAAGAGACAUUGAAAAGUCUUAGGAGCUUUUAUGCUUUCUAGCUUUUCUUCUCUGAUGAUUACAUUUAUAAUUCAGCAGGAAGAAACAACAUCACCAGGGGUUUAUUGGCUUUUUCUUAGUGUUCUGCCUCUCCCUCUCCCUUCCUCCCUCUCUCCCUCUCUCUCUCUCAUUCAUAUCAACCUAGUGUUGCAGGUUUUAUGUAUACAAGUCUCUAAUCAUACUCUGAUGCCUGAACUUGAGGAGGGAAAUAUGUGUAUAUUUUUGUUCCAUAAAAAUAACUUUAGGAACUGUAGCCAUUUCAUUGCCUUAAUUUUAAGAGGAAAAUACAAAAAAGGAACAGAUUUGUUUGAGUGAGAAAUCAAAUCUUGAUGCUUCAGAGUUGGUUUAGGGUGUUAGCUGCUAUGAACCUGUUGCCCAUUUGGUCGUGUAUUUAUGUAGGUUUAUGAGAGGAAUGAAAAGCUCAUUCCUGUGCAGUCUAACUUUUUGAGUGUGUUUCUUUCCAGCCACAUAGACCAUAUCUACUCUGAAUGGCUUACUUAAGCAAUAAACAAUUUUAAAGGAUGUGAAUUACAGAUUCACACAGACUAUUGCACGUUGGGGCACUAGGGGCAAUAAUUAUGCUAGAGUGGAUGUCAUCUUCAUGUCACGGGAGCCACGUGAAUUUAAUUUCAGAGAUUAAAAAAUUCACUUUAGGAUCCUCUAGUUUGAUCUUUCUAAUCAGGACUUUUAUACUGCUGCCAUACUCCCCUAAUUCUGUGUGCCAGCUUAAAUAGUGGAAGUGAAAGCUAAUUUAUAAACUGCAGACAUGUGAAACUCUGCCCACUGCAAUAACAGACUCACGCCAACACGGUGACAGGUGAGGGCUCUGGCACAGGGAUGCUCUGAAACUCUGCUCUCGCUGUGUUCUGCUGCACCAUGCUGCGAAUACAGUUUUAAACCUGAAUCGCAUACAGUAUAUACAUCUUCACCUGUGUUGCUGUGCAAAACUUUGAGUGACUUGUGUUAUUAAGUUAUAGUUAACAAAAUCAGAGCAUCUAAAUUACAUCCAACCUGUGCACGUGGCGUUAGAUGUGAGUAAAUGCAGGGCCUAGGGCCAUAACUUUUUAAGGAACAUUUAAUUUGAUCACCAUUGAAUAACAAGGGGAAACAAAAUAAGUCUUUAAAGACUGCUAGAAAGAAAACUAAUAUCACUCUUCAUGAAAUACACGUUUUGUAUUUUAAAAAUAUUUUGAAUGAUGCAUUUAUUUUUCGAAAUUUUUUUCCUUAAAGAACUUAAAGUGUUGUGCAGCAUUAACAGAUUUCUUUUGCAUUGUUCCUGGCGUUCUGUGUUUCCUGUGUCCCCCAAGCAUUCUCAGUAGCUGUGAGAUACGUGUGUCUGUCUGUGUGAUAAGUACAGCCUUUAUCACGGGCACUGAAACACGCAUCUGACUGAAUCAGUCCACUGGCCAUGACAAAACUAUAAUCAAGUUAUUAUUUAAAAUAAAGAUGAUAGGAAAGUAAUGCCUUGGUAAGUAAAAAGGCAUCUAUCUGUAUUUAAUAAUUUUUACCCAGAUGGAAACAUAUUUGCUAAAUUUGCCCAGAUACAAUUAUGAGCAUGCAAUUUUGUUAGGCCAGUUUUAAUUAAAACAAGAUUUACUUCAGAUUGGACCAAAUAAUACUUAACAGAUCACCAGAGUGACUAUGAGUUUUUAGGUAAUGGAGAUGCCACUUAAUUGCAGCCUCUUCAGGGUAUUUGUGUAUAUUUUUGCCUGAUUGGAUAUUUGUUUAGUUUGGGUCUCCUUUUGUUUAUUUUGUCCAGUUUUGUCUUUACCUAUGUUUAUUAACUUUCCAGACAAGUUUUGUUUUGUUUUAAUGCUCUUGCCCCAGUGAGUAUCAAGAACAUUGUCUUAAUUCUAGUAAAUUGAUUUUUUUCCUAUUAAAACUGACUGUUAAGUUGUCAAAAGAUUUUUAAAAACAAAAACAUUAUUUGUGCCCUUUUUUAUAUAUGUUAAAGGGACACUGUCAAAUAUUGAUUGAGAUUUUUGUGUUUUAUACAAUUUCUGUUGUUCACAUACCGGUAGUAUCCUUUAAACUCUAGUUUUCCAUACAUCCAUUGUUCUAUUUCUUUCUUAUUUUCCUUGACUCAUUUGUUUCUCAAGGCACAAUCUCUAAAGACUUUGUACUUUCACAAUUUGAACUAACAGAACAGCACCUGUAUUCUUGUUGCUCUGUUGAAAGGGUCGGUUUGCUUUUAUGAUUCUUGUGCUGGAUCAGUGGCUGUCUGAGUAGCAAAACUAUUUGGCAAUAUUUGACAGUGUCCUUUCCAACACAGUUAUAUGGGUCUUUCUGCCUGACUGUCUCUUACUCUGUUGGAAUACAGUGGCAUGUUAACAUCACUGCAUUGAGUUUUUAUCUAGUAUAAAGUGUGAUGUUCUAUAUAAACAAACUUUGCAAUUUUUUUCAAACUAAUUUUAAGAAUUCAGCCUUAUUUCAUUGUAAGCUGUAUAUCUAAUUACAUUACUCUGCCCAGAUGAGAUGGUUACUACUUUUUUUCCCACAAUUUUCAUUUCAACACCAAGCAUCUGUAUCAUUUCCCCCAAUCAGCAUUAUUUAAACUUCUCUUACUGUCUUUGAACUUCCUCUUUUACCACAAAUGUCAAGUCUUUAUAGGUCUAAUAUCACCAUGUUUCCCAUUUCUGUUAAUAAUUCUGUGAACCCCUCAAGUAUUGAAGGGAGCUAGCUGUCAGUUUCAAGGAUUUCAAGUUUGAGUCUCCAGUAUAUAGUGUCAAUUGAACCCUGAAAAUACUAUUUUUCUGUUACAAUAUUAUCUGUUUGCCACCUCUGUUGUUAGAGGUGAUUGUCAUUAGACUUUACUAAGUUAGCUGUCUCUGACAGGUAAUUGUUAUUAUUGGUUCCUGAAUAAAAUAUUAACCUUUAAGUCAGAAGGAACCUCAGUACUUCUUGGUAUUUUUUUAAACCAGAGAAUAAGGAACUGAUUUGAAUAUGAGGUUUAACAUUAUAAUUUUCUGUAAAUUUCCCCACAAAACAACAGUUGAUUUGAGGAUAUAAUAAUGGUUUAAAUUAUUUUUACAUGUAAGUAGAUAUUCUCUGACUUGGUAAUUACUAUGUUCUGAAAACACUGCAUUUAAGAAUUCUUUAAAAUUUGAUUUUCUAAAAUUGUCCAAAUUAGGCAUAUUGCUAAGCUCAAAUUGAUUUGAAGUGCCAUGGUUCAAGUUGAACUUUAGAUGUAUUUUAAUUUAGAUGUAAGAAAUGUCGAGUAUGCCGAUUGAUUAUAAUGAGAAACUCAUGACAUAGUUAGCCAAAGAAUAUAUUUGGUUCAGGCAAAGAUACAAGCUUAAUAAUGGGAUUUCUGGCCUCUUGUGCUCUAUGCGGAAGUCUUUGCAAAGACCAGAAUGGUCUAAGCGGGCUUUGGUGAUUCCCUCCUAGGAAUUGGGAGGUGUGGCUUGCCCAUUACACCCUUGAGGCUCAUGUCACCAACCCAACCAUCUUUACCCCCCCUCACCCACUGUGGUUUGCCCUUCACCUAUUGCUAGGCCUUCCCAGCGGUGGGAGAGGUGUCAUUUUCUUCUUGUCAGUCUACAUUUUUAGUCCUCUUAGCUGUUAGGAGCUGUCAGAUAUGUACUAGUAGCUAAUUUGCCUAGCCUGAGAUUAAAUACCGCAUCUGCACUAUGUACCUACUGGGGAUCUGACCUCAAGUGUGUUCUGAGCCCAGGCUUCCUAGUGUGGUAUCUUUUACCACAUAAAAUUAUGACAGAUUGCAAAUAUUGGUAUUGUGAUUUGAUUCUGUGUACAAAGAAAGAAGCUCUAUGCAGUGAGUUUGUGGUUUAAUGGUCACAAAAUGUUAGCACUGCUACCACUCAGCACGUGUAAAAUUUUUUAAAUUUAUAAAUAUUAAAAUUUUAAACUUAAA